GUGCAUGCUACCCACACACCUUCACUUGCACCAGCUCUGCACUGAGUCUGCCAUCUCGCUUCUGCCGUGCGCACCGCUCCGGCGGGCUGUGUGUUGUCUCCGGUGUGCGCGCUCUUCCCCUCCCACGGUACCAGGCUCCCAGCUUCACAAGCGUGACGAGUGGAGAAAAGCUGGACAUACCACUAUCUUGCCAGUCAUGUAACAUCCGAGUUCAAGUCGACCGGAAGCAAGGCAGGAGCCUUUCUCAAGACGGUCUGCAACGGACAAGGGCCCUAUGGGUGCGCUGCCUCUCCUCCCCUUCUUAGGCUUCCCUAAACUUGCUUUCAGAUGAGCCCUGUCGAGUGAACGAGUAAGCGAAAGAGGCCCCGAGCUGAACGUACGCUGCUCUGCACACUGCCUCACGAUUUGAGAUACUGAACCAUACCAGGUAUAUCUCGAAUUCCGCUGGCACCGCGUCUGCAAGCUCAAGGAGACCAUGGGCCCUGACCUCUACCCUCACAAGUUCGAGGUCUCGAUACCGCUUCCGCGCCAUAUUGAAAAGCGUGGUCCUGAGUGCAACUUCAAGCCAGGGGAGAAGAGCUUGAAGGCGUCGUUGAAUGCCCUGAGGGACGUAUCUGUAACUUUCGUGUAUCUCCACGGCGAGGACGAGAUGGCCCAAGUAAUGGUAGCAAACCCAGAGGGCUUCGUCGCGCAACACGACCACUUCCGCCAUGCAUCAGAUAACUCUCCUUUCCCAAACCUCCGCCAGCUGCCGUUGAGCUGCUUCGAUCUGGAGGGUCAGGAUACCCCGCUAUCGCAAGCGCUACCUGGGCCUCGUCUUCACGAGGAUACGAGGCGCAGCUCCAAGCUUCAUUGCCCGCCAUCAUAUCGUCAACUACGUCCGUCGGGUCUUCAACAAUCUCAGCUUCUCCGAGGUCGAGACGCCGAUGAUCUCUGGCAGAACGACUACGAAGCGGUUCACCACGAUCUCGACCCUUGCUGCGUCGACCUGACGCACGACCCCGAGCUCUCGAUCUGCGAGUUCCAAAUGGCGUACGCGGACUGCGACAUCACUGGGAGCCUGGCCGAGGGUAUUGGAAUGAAGGACCUCACUGGUGGGAAGACGAUGCCGAAAUACCACCCCGAGAGCAGAGGCAGCGAGAAGGCGUUCGAGCUGAGCUUCAGGCGGCCAUGGGCGCGAUCACGACAGGAGAGGGAGACGCUCGAGGAGAUAUUCCAGGCAGGGGAGACACUGCGCACCGAAGAGGCGAGCAAGUUCCUACGGGGGAGUUCACUUCGUGAGAUGCAGCGAGCCCCGGACGAAUGUGCGUCUGCUGGGCUGGCUCGUUGGCGGGUUUAUCAACCCUCUCUGCAUCUCUCCCGCCUUGAUUGGUCGAGGCUCGGUCUUUGCGAGCAUUUCGAAGGGCUCUUCUAUGCAAAGACAUUCUACAAUGCUUAUACAGAGCUGAACUGGCCUUUUGAGCAACGGCUGCAGUUCGAGGAGCAGGUUCGGCAUGAGGAGGAGGGCGAUGACGAGGCUUAGGGUACCAGUAGGGUGUUCGUUGACGCGUGCAUACCGCCCCCUGCUGUAUGUGCGCUCCAUCUAAUGUUAAUGAUUCUAUUAUGUUAGUCUGGAGCGCGGUCUCUCGCCGAUGGGCUGGUAUCGAACGUCUGGUGACGCUCCUGACCGACUCUGCUGGUACGUCUUGCGUGU
Messenger RNA from Phanerochaete carnosa HHB-10118-sp, 1693 nucleotides. RefSeq lists its product as uncharacterized. Gene Ontology annotation, molecular function: tRNA binding; lysine-tRNA ligase activity. Gene Ontology annotation, biological process: lysyl-tRNA aminoacylation. Lineage: Eukaryota; Fungi; Basidiomycota; Agaricomycetes; Polyporales; Phanerochaetaceae. Gene Ontology annotation, cellular component: cytosol. The record is from RefSeq and is a predicted model, not a curated record. Bases 476 to 1522 code for a protein of 348 amino acids. The transcript is spliced from 6 exons.